AUGUGGUGGAUGCGACCGAUGCGUUGUCUGCGAGGCGCUGGGUCCCGCCUGUACGCUGGUAUGCACGACCCCCUCGACCACGUGACUGGUCUAGAGAAGAGAGAGCUACUCGCACACUUAGCGGGCGACUGUGAUCCAUUCCGUAUUAUGUCUAUCAGAAAAGGUCCGGGUACCAGAGAGCGACCUAACUUGAUCCCAAGUUCGAAUGACAAACGUCUGGUGGCGUGCAGCUGCAGUCCAUGCGACAACCACCUGGAGUUCAUGUGGCUACACCUCGGCUGCCCAAAGAGGUGCGGCUGUGGGUACUGGUUUGAACUCUGUCCAGUAGCACCUCUUUAG
Messenger RNA from Spodoptera littoralis (African cotton leafworm), 339 nucleotides. Lineage: Eukaryota; Metazoa; Arthropoda; Insecta; Lepidoptera; Noctuidae. The record is from the annotation of a GenBank genome assembly.